This is a messenger RNA of Penicillium odoratum, 279 nucleotides long. RefSeq lists its product as uncharacterized. Lineage: Eukaryota; Fungi; Ascomycota; Eurotiomycetes; Eurotiales; Aspergillaceae. The transcript is spliced from 2 exons. The record is from RefSeq and is a predicted model, not a curated record. Bases 1 to 279 code for a protein of 92 amino acids.
AUGCCCAUAUACCCAUCCGAACAAUUUCGUCCGGGUCAACCGACCCCUGCUCCUCGCCCACAGCGCCCGGCUCCGUCUCUUAAGGGACACCCGGAUAUCCGAUCGACAAAGGAGUAUAAGCUUGCUGCACGGCGGUGGACAUCGACUAUUGUCGCUUUGCCGUUUCUUAUGUAUACAUCUUAUAUUCUCUAUGAGCGGAGUAAGUUCUUCUACUCCCUUCCUGGGAAAUUCGACAACUGUUGGCCGGCUACGUUCUUGAAUGCUGAUCUUUGUUUCUAG